Molecule: messenger RNA, 3690 nt
Organism: Opisthocomus hoazin
Lineage: Eukaryota; Metazoa; Chordata; Aves; Opisthocomiformes; Opisthocomidae
Source: RefSeq, a predicted model, not a curated record
AUGGAGCUUCCCAGUUACAGCAAGCAGCUGCUGCAGCGGCUGUACGCCCUCUGCAAAGAGCAGCAGUUCUGCGAUUGCACCAUCUUCAUUGGGAAUGUGCAUUUUAGAGCACACAAGGUGGUUUUGGCAGCUGCCAGCCUGCUUUUUAAAUCCUUGUUGGACAGCACAGACACCAUCUCCAUCGAUGCUUCUGUGGUGACCCCUGAGGAGUUUGCGCUCUUGCUGGAGAUGAUGUACAGUGGCAAACUCCCGCUAGGGAAGCACAAUUUCACCAAAGUAAUCUCCGUGGCAGAUAGUCUGCAGAUGUCUGAUGUGGCUGUUAGUUGCAAAAACUUCCUCAGGGACCUCAUCAGCUGUUCAACUCAGGACCAGGUAGUGAGAGAAGUCUCCAGUCAGGCAGCAGACUCAUCUGGAAACCAUGCUGAAAGUAAUAACCCGCCCCAGUCUGAAAAACCUGCUGAAGGAAGAACAGAUAUCCUCCUCCUUCAGAGAGUUUCCCCUUCUCCUGGCACUGCAGAAGCAGAAAUGGAAGCAGAUGUAUCUCCUUCUGGCCAGGAACUUGCCGUGAAUCACACCUGGGUUCACCAGGAUGCGAUGCCGCGUGACUCCGGAUCGCUCCGGGGGGAUUCAGGCUCUCGUCCUGAUCAGCCCACCCAUGCCGAGCAGGGUGGCACUGCAGAAGAGGAGCUUGCUGAACCUCCGGAGGAGAGAGGAGGAGCGAGGGAUUUAGCAGCAGAGAGAAAAAGCUGUAAACUGGAUUUCUUUCUUCGAUAUGAAAGUGUUUUCUCUGAGGCCCUUUCUGAUGCCCGGGCUGUGCUGGAAAGACUAGAACAGUGCAGAGAAAUUGAUGCCUCUCAAAAGGAGGCUCUGGUUGCCCGUCUGGCAGAGGCGGGGGAGCGCUCGCUGUUCACGAAGCUGCUGGACGAGGUGAGGGAUGCUCAGACCCUGGAUGCUCAGACUCUCUUGUCUUUACUGGAGCUGUUUCAAGACGCGAAUCCCAAGCUGAGAGCAGCUUUGCUGGAGAGGGAAGGGAGCAGCAGAGAAGCCCUGCAGCAAACAGAGAGCGCAGACGAGGGAGAGACGCUGACCACUCGCUUGCUGGGAUGCAGGGAGGAGCUGAUCCGGAGCGUGACACAGCUGAGCCCCAUCGUAGAGUUCCUGGAGGCAGCAGAAGAGGGAUUCCUGACUGCCUCGGAGAAGCGGGUAGUCUUGGAUUGCUGUGAAAGCGGCUCUCAGAGGGAAGCUGUGGACAAUCUGCUCAGGAAGGUGGAUGAAGAGAAAACCCUGAAAGCAGAAAGUUUGGUCAAACUUCUGGGGGCUGUGAAAGCAUCAUUCCCUGGUCUCCACCUGCUGCUGGACAACUUGAUAGCAACAGCAAAUGUGUCUGAUGGCAAAGCCAAGUGGAGCCCAGAGGAUUAUGGAGCCAAACUGUUGCGACGAUACCGAGAAAACUUGGUGGAGCUCCUCACAGACACCCAGGUGCUGCUGCAGGGCAUCUCUGCUGCACAGAGCCUGGCUCCUGCUGAGAGAGAGGCGAUGGAGCAGGCUGUGAAGCGUGAGGCUGGCGGUUUCGCCUCCCUCGUGUCGGCGGCCCUGGAGGAGCGGUCUCUGUCGGUCUCUGCUGUUUGGCAGCUGCUGCUGGCUGUGCGGGAGCCUGCACCGCUGAACCUGCUCAUGGAGGAGAUCCGGAAACAACCCGGCGCAGAGUUCUUCUUCCAAGCAGUGGCCACCAGUGAGAGCACAGCCAUUGAGAUCAUCCUGCGGCACAGCAAGCUGAUCUCGGAGGCCAUUCAGCAGAGAGCAGACCUGGAGAGCUUGGCUCCGGGGGAGGCAGGACUCACAGAAGCAGUGAAAGAGCUGCUGAGCAUUUCUGCUCAGAAGGAAAGUUCAGAGGCCUCCUUGAAAGCAGCUCUGAGCACAGCCCAGGAGAAGUCUGUCCCAGCCAUCAAGAUCUGUCAGCUGCUGUGCAGUGUCCACGAGUCCUUCCCAGACCUGCAGCCGGUGAUGCAGGAGCUGGGGCACGUGGGUCUCUUGACUGAGGGAAGCGGGGAGAAACCUGGGAUCAGGAAGUGGAAGGUGAAUAGUGAAUCCCAAGUUGAAGCUCUGGACAAAGAUGACGACAAAGCAGGAGGUGUCAGUGCCAAGGAACGGAAGGAGCCUCAAGAAAAAGCGACAUCCAAGAAAAGUUUUGUCUGCAAAGCCUGCGAGAAGACCUUCCACUUCUACUGCCGCCUGAAGGUGCACAUGAAACGUUGUCGGGUGGCCAGAGGAAAGCAAAUCCAGUGUAAGGAGUGCAGCGAGGUCAAAUCGACGAAGAAGGAGCUGGAGAAGCAUCAGCUUGAGGUCCAUGGGGUUGUGGGGACAGCCAAGAAGAAGAAGAAGAGGCUCCCUGUGGCCUGUGACAUCUGUGGCCGAGAGUUUGCUCAUGCCUCAGGGAUGCAGUACCACAAGCUGACGGAGCACUUUGAUGAGAAGCCCUUCUCCUGCGAGGAGUGCGGGGCCAAGUUUGCGGCCAACUCCACGCUGAAGAACCACCUGCGGCUGCACACGGGGGACCGGCCCUUCAUGUGCAAGCAUUGCCUGAUGACCUUCAUGCAGGCCUCGGCCCUCGCCUACCACACCAAGAAGAAGCACGCUGAGGGGAAGAUGUACGCCUGCCAGUACUGCGACGCCGUGUUUGCCCAGUCCAUUGAGCUGUCACGCCAUGUCCGGACUCACACGGGGGACAAGCCGUACGUCUGCCGGGAGUGUGGGAAAGGCUUUCGCCAGGCCAACGGGCUCUCCAUCCACCUCCGGACCUUCCACAACAUCGAAGAUCCCUACGACUGCAAGAAAUGUCGGCUGAGCUUUGCCACGCUGCAGGAGCACCGCAAGCACGUCCACGAAGCCCACUCCCGGGAGUACCACCCCUGCCCUACCUGCGCCAAAGUCUUCAGCGCCCCGUCGCUGCUGGAGCGCCACGUCGUGACCCACGUCGGGGGAAAGCCCUUCAGCUGCGAGAUCUGUGACAAAGCUUACCAGCAGUUGUCAGGGUUAUGGUAUCACAACCGGACCCACCACCCUGAUGUCUUUGCAGCUCAGAAUCACCGCUCCUCCAAGUUCUCCUCCCUGCAGUGCAGCUCCUGUGACAAAACCUUCUCCAGCACUGCUGCUCACCGAAAGCACGUCAAGGCAGAGCACGCAGAUGUGAAGUUCCACGAGUGUGAGGCGUGCAAGGAGCUCUUCCCCACGCUGGCUCUCCUGCAGGUCCACGUGAAGUGCAGGCACUCAGGCUCCCAGCCGUUUCGCUGCUUGUACUGCUCGGCGUCCUUCCGCUUCCCCGGGGCCCUGCAGAGCCACGUCACCAGCGAGCACUUCAAGCAGACGGAGAGCACCUUCACCUGCGAGCUCUGCGGGGAGCUCUUCCCCUCCCAGGGUGAGCUGGAGGGACACUACAGCGCUGAGCAUCCCAAGGUGGUCCUCUCCCAAGCCACCACGGCCCAGAUUGUGCAGGUGCUUCAGACGUCGGAGCAAGGAGCAGCAGAGCACAUCAUCUCUUUCGACGAGGCCCAACUCGCUGGCUCCCAAGUCUUUGUGACCUUGCCUGAAUCCCAGAUGAGCCAAGCUGGUUCCGAGCUGGUGGCAGUGACCAUGGAGGACUUGUUUGAUGACAAAGUCACUCUGAUUUGUGAAGAAACCAAGGGAGACUGA